GGUGUGGGUGGGGUUCAUGUUAAUUGAUGGUUGUUAACCCACUUGGGGUUCUUGGAAUAUUUAUCAUGUAACUUUUGCAUAAGUGAUGUAGUAAGUAUAUAUUUUUCACUUGUUGGUUUAACCCAGGUUCUAGUAGUGUCUUAUACAGUGAUAAUUGAUUCACAAACAACAAAACAACAAAUCUCAAAGUUUUAACUGCUUUCUUCACUUUGAUUCCCAUUGAUUCCCAUUGUUGGUUGGGAAUUGGGAUUUUCAACACACCUCUCCAUCUAUCUAUCUUUUCGGUGCCGUUCCUUAUUGUUUCACAACAACUUCCUUAGUACUACCAACCAACCAAACAUUGUCAACUUACUAGUUGAAGCUAGCUUUGAUUUGAGCUUUCGAAGAAUAAUUUAUAAAGAUGUUUGGAUUCUCUCGUAAGCACAAGAAGCUUGGAAGAGUGAAGAAGGUUCAGCUUUCUGAUGCCACACAAGGAACUAGAAGUCCUAUUAGGUACCCUAAACGAAAUGGAAACUCAAAUGAUGAUGAAGUUGAAGGUUCGAGCGGUCAUUCGGAGGAAAUUGAUUGUCAAAUUUCAUCUACUGGACCUGAGAUAAGUAAUUGUGCAUCGAGUAGUUCGGAGAAUUGGAUGGUGUUGUCAAUUGCAGGCGAUAAGCCCAUUCCUAGAUCCUAUCAUGCAGCAUGUGUUAUUGAGAAUAAGAUGAUAGUGGUUGGCGGUGAAUCUGGGACUGGAUUGUUAGACGAUGUGCAGGUUCUAAAUUUUGACGCAUUUUCAUGGACCACGGUGUCAUCCAAGCUAUACUUGUCACCGAGUAGUCUACCGCUACAAAUUCCAGCUUGCAAGGGUCAUAGUUUGGUUUCUUGGGGGAAGAAGGCACUCCUCAUUGGAGGGAAAACAGACCCUGGAAGCAACAAAAUAUCUGUAUGGGCGUUUGAUACAGAGACAGAGUGUUGGUCGCUCAUGGAAGCAAAGGGAGACAUACCGAUUGCUCGCAGUGGCCAUACAAUUGUUAGGGCUAACUCUACUUUGAUAUUGUUUGGGGGAGAAGAUUGCAAAAGGAGGAAACUGAAUGAUCUGCAUAUGUUUGAUCUCAAGUCCUUGACAUGGCUUCCACUUCACUGCACGGGAACAGCACCUUCUCCAAGAUGCAACCACGUGGCAUCGCUUUAUGAUGGUAAAAUUCUUUUUAUAUUUGGAGGAGCAUCCAAAUCUAGGACCUUGAAUGACUUGUAUUCACUCGACUUUGAAACGAUGGGAUGGUCAAGAAUAAAGGUGCGUGGUUUUCAUCCAUCACCAAGAGCUGGUUGCUGUGGUGUUUUAUGUGGCGCUAAGUGGUAUAUUACGGGCGGUGGAAGCAGGAAAAAACGACAUGGAGAGACUUUGAUAUAUGAUAUUAAGAAAAGUGAAUGGUUUUUAGAAAUUACAUCACUUCCUUCUUCUAUCACUACCAACAAGGGUUUUAGCCUGGUAGUUGUGCAGCACAAGGAAAAAGACUUUCUUGUUGCAUUUGGGGGAUCCAAAAAAGAGGCAUCAAAUCAGGUGGAAGUGUUGAAAACAGAAAAAAAUGAAUCCACUUCCAGAAGACACCCAACUACGACUACUAUCAAAGGUCCAGGAUCGAUAUUUGAAAAACAUUCAUCAUCCACUCAACUUAGAAAUGACUCCUCCCAACGUUUCAUUGACUCUGUAGUUCGACAAAGUCUAGCAUCUGCAAUUGAACGUGGUUCUGAAAGGAAAUCUCUGUCAGAAUCUCUGUUUAUACAAGAUUCCGGCCCUCUUUCUACCAACACCUCCCUUCACAGUCAAUUUGAUCACGAAGAAGAAUUCAAUGUAGAUGAUAGGAUUGAAAAUCAUUCAGAAGAUGAAAGGUCUUUCCCACAGGCAGCAGAUCACAGAACAAAUCAAAAUAACCCUGGACAUCAGAUGAACACAAGAGGAGCCAAAACCAACAUGGACGAACAGGUUUUGGCAUCUGGAGAUUCGAUUCGAAAUAUAGGUGUUGGAAACACCAUGCUAGAAACUGAUCACGGAUCAUUCCUUGGAAACACUGCUUCAAAUAUAUAUAAUUAUUAUGAAACUAAAGUGUCCUCUUUAAUAAGAAAAUUUAGCGUUCUCGAGGCACAAUUGGCAGCUUCGUUGGCAAACCAAGAAGUUGCCGAGAAAAAUUUAGCGUCUGCUAAUAAAAGUAGGCAAGAAAUGGAUAAAAAAUUUACAGACACAGUAAAGGAGAUUGAAUUACUUAGAGAGAAGCUUGCUGGUGCAGAGUUAGCUCAAGAAGAGGCCAAUAACCUGUCUAACAUUGUCCACUCUGACAAUGUAAGGCUUGAACAUGAUGUGGCUUUCCUCAAGGCUGUUUUAGAUGAUACACAAAAGGAAUUGCACUCGACAAGAGGAGUUCUAGCAGGAGAAAGAGCCCGGGCAUUCCAAUUACAGGUUGAAGUUUUUCAUCUCAAACAAAGACUACAAUCAAUGGAAAAUCGAGCACCUACUCCCCGGAAACCUUUUCAUGUGUAGUGAGGUGUCCUCAAAAAUGAUGAGACAAAGCUCCUAUUAUUACAAGGGAUUUGCAUUUUGAGGGUGGCAUUGAAGACUUUGACAACCACCAAAGAUGCAGUGUUACUACAUUAUUACUAGAGAUGGUCUUUGGUCACAGAUCAAAUGUGACAAAAUUGAAUGUGCAUGCAGAGAUAUGCUUUUAAAACAUUUUAGAUGCAUUGAAAGUUGAAACGGUUAAAUAUUAGUUUUUAGUUUUUUUUUUUUUGAAACAAAUUAGUUUAUAGUUCAUUGUUCUUAACUGCAUCUGUAAAAUUGUGUCAACAAAAAAAAAAAAACUGCAACUAUCAUGUAAUGGCAACUGUAAUUGAAUUGUGAGUAAUCUAUAUUUUGUAAUGGCACUUAA
Messenger RNA from Trifolium pratense (red clover), 2900 nucleotides. Its product is annotated as acyl-CoA-binding domain-containing protein 6-like. The coding region runs from base 401 to 2515 and encodes 704 amino acids. The record is from RefSeq and is a predicted model, not a curated record. Gene Ontology annotation, molecular function: protein binding. The transcript is spliced from 17 exons. NCBI's taxonomy places the organism in Eukaryota, Viridiplantae, Streptophyta, Magnoliopsida, Fabales, Fabaceae.